AUGAAAAGGGUUUCCUUGGGAGCGGACAAUGGACCGCGUUAUGCUUCAAACGCUACUACACGCCACUACACCAAACGACGCAGUUUUCAGCCACCACCGAACCAACCAACCGGUGAUCAGUUGCAGUCCGCACGUCGACAGUCAGAGACAGUUCCGUGCGUGAUCUCUAGUGGAAGUGUUGGCCUUUGGUUUCCUCUUUUUUUUUGUGUCCAACAAUUCGACUCCAAAAUGCAUACAGAGCAUAAUUUCACAGCGAUUGGUUUGUUGUUCCUUACGAUCUCACUACUGGCCAGCUGUGCUGCAGCACCGCAUCCGAUCGAUGCUGACCAGAUGGAAGAGAUGGAGCUGCUGGGGCUGGUCGGUUGCAAUCACGCCGUCACGGUGACUGCGCUUCCACUGCCCGGCUUUACGGUUACCCCGGACCCCGGACCAGCUGGCCGGAGUGCAGCGGAGCCCACCGACGUCACCAAACAGUCUUCUGAAAGUGAAUCAAAUGAAUCGGAUAACCACGUAAAACAACGAGCUGUGAUGGACCAAUAAAGGCGAAAGUGUUUAGUUUA
Molecule: messenger RNA, 560 nt
Organism: Anopheles aquasalis
Lineage: Eukaryota; Metazoa; Arthropoda; Insecta; Diptera; Culicidae
Source: RefSeq, a predicted model, not a curated record